UACUUUCAGUACGUCAAGUUUGUCCAGUAGGUAGCCUGCCUAUCUCAGGUCGAGCGCCAUAUUGUCCCGCGCAGAGAAUUCGCAAUAAAAGUAUUUCUGGGGUGUUUAGCGUUUCCACUACCCCCUUAAAUGUCGCAGAGAAGCGUCGGGACUCUGUCCACCCAUAAUAAUGCAAUCUACGUUUCUCCCGCUGUGAUGCCCGGAUAUGGCGGCUAUGUGCCGACAGUGAGGUUCUCUUAUGGAGACACGUUUGGAAACGCCACCGCAAAACACUUUCAGGAUUACCGCUACGCAGCGAUGUCAACCAGCACGAGCCCUUACAGCCUGGGUUGCAUGUUUCCGUCAAUCUACUCAAACAACCCUGGGCUCGCGCCCGGUAGCGCGUGCCGCGGCCCGGACAGGCGUUCGUACUCCCCCUACUGGGCGAGCAAGAACGUGGGCUUCGACAGACAAGCCGAGUUCAAGCACUUUGACCAGCUCGCGCACCAACACAGGGAGCAUUACCUGGACACCACCGGGACCCGGCUGCCAGUACCUUAUUUUGUCACAGCACACGGCCAUGAGGAGCAGCGCGCAAAAGGCUAACCCAGGGAUACACAAUGAUUCCCCAUUUAAAAAAAAAAUACUAUAAAAAAAUAAAACUUAAACCUGGAACGAUUGCUGUACUGACUGUCAAUACAGCUUACUGUGUUUCGUCGGUUGGAGGCAUCCUAUGAACCCUAUAAACUGUCAUAUAGGCUACACACAUGUAACCUACCUAGUCAUAGCCGCUACAUGGUCGGGCAGCAACUAAUUAACGAGAUAAAAAGCAUCGUUCAGACUGUCAUCAGUGUUAGAAAUACCGUACACCUUCAUUCACAUCCUCGCGCUGAGAACGGUGUGUACUCGCUGGCUGCGUCUCGAGCCAAAUGCACUUAUCUUUGUUUCCAUAAAUAAACUGCCGUUUCUCCCAG
Anguilla rostrata (American eel) is the source of this 953-nucleotide messenger RNA. It is a transcript of the gene cimip2c, whose product is annotated as ciliary microtubule inner protein 2C. The transcript is spliced from 3 exons. Lineage: Eukaryota; Metazoa; Chordata; Actinopteri; Anguilliformes; Anguillidae. The coding region runs from base 130 to 585 and encodes 151 amino acids. The record is from RefSeq and is a predicted model, not a curated record.